GGCGGGUGUUGCAGUCGCGGAGGGAUAGUCGUAGUGCGGGAGGAGCAAGCGGCGUGUUUCCGCUUCCAAUAGGGAGUUGGAAGACGGGGCUGCAUAAACACGGCAAUGGAAGCCGAGUUUCGGGAAAUCGAUGAACUUGGGAGUUGGAACGCCAUUUACCAGGAAAUUCGUCAGCAGUCCAGCGAGCUCCCCUGCAAAUAUGCCAAAUUACCCGAAAACAAAACAAGGAACCGCUACAGAGACGUGAGCCCAUUUGACCACAGCAGAAUCCGGCUGCAGCUAGGAACAAACGACUACAUCAACGCCAGCUUGAUCUCAGUGGAAGAGGCGCAACGAAGCUACAUCCUCACUCAGGGUCCAUUGCCGAACACUUGCGGUCACUUCUGGGAGAUGGUGUGGGAACAGAGGACGCACGGAGUGGUCAUGCUGAACCGUGUCAUCGAGAAGGGCUCUGUGAAGUGUGCUCAGUACUGGCCCCCUCGUGAGGAACGGGAGGCUGUCUUCAAGGACACCAACUUCAAACUGACCUUGAUCUCGGAAGACGUGAAAUCCUACUACACUGUACGUCAGCUGGAGCUGGAGAAUCUGUCGACUCAGGAAACACGGGAGAUCCUUCAUUUCCACUACACCACCUGGCCAGACUUUGGGGUGCCCGAGUCCCCCGCCUCAUUCCUCAACUUCCUGUUCAAGGUGCGGGAGUCGGGGUGCCUGAACUCGGACCAGGGCCCGGUGGUGGUGCACUGCAGCGCGGGCAUCGGCCGCUCCGGAACCUUCUGCCUCGUCGACACCUGCCUCCUGCUGAUGGCCCUCCGGGGGGACCCCGCGUCUGUGCAGAUCCGGGACGUCCUGCUGGAGAUGCGCCGGUACCGCAUGGGCCUCAUCCAGACCGCCGACCAGCUCCGCUUCUCCUACCUCGCCGUCAUCGAAGGGGCCAAGUGCAUUAUGGGAGACGCAUCCUUGCAGGAGUCAUGGAAGGAGCUCUCGAAUGAGGAGGACGUCCCCCCAGAGUUCACUCCGCCUCCCCCUCGGCCCCUCAAAGACCCCCACAAUGGCACGGAGAAGCCCCGCGCGUUCUUCGCAGGAGAGGACGCCCCCGAGGAGGUCAUCGAGAGGUCGCACAACGACAUCCGUACUCACAGUUUCCCACCGGAGCCUGGGCUGCGCAGGAGGGCGGGGCCGGACGGCGUGGCCACUCCCACUCCCACCGAGCCCUCGGACGGACACGCUGACCAGAGGGCCGAGGGGCAGGCGGAGCCGACCAAGGAAGAGGUGGAGAACCCAAACGGGGGGGCGUGGACACCCCUGCUGGCCAACGUGUGCCUGUGCACCGCUCUGGCCCUGAGCGCCUACGUCUGUUACCGCGCCUGUUUCCACUGAUCCACAUCUCUCCCCCCUCUCCUGCUCUUUCGUUCUCAUUCCUCCUCUCUCUCUCUCUCUCUCUCUCUCUCUCUCUCCUACUCUCUCUCUCGCUCUCGUUCCCUACCCACGCGUAACCACGGGGGGGUGGGGGGUGGGGGGCAGCCAGGCUCCGCCCAUUUUGGAAAGGUCAGAGCUCCCCCCCCCCCCCCCCAUGCGCAGCAGCUGGAAGCGAGAGAGGGGGCGCUGUCUGGUGCUCGACUCCCAUUCCUCUUUAUAAAAUGCAAACUGGGGAGAGUGGAGUUCCCACACUGGCAUUCCCCCCACCCCACAAACUGUCCCCUUCUCAGCUCAGGGCCUCAAUAUCAGGUGUCACAACCCAACAAUAAAACUGGCAUUCAUUCAAACCA
Molecule: messenger RNA, 1766 nt
Organism: Anguilla rostrata (American eel)
Lineage: Eukaryota; Metazoa; Chordata; Actinopteri; Anguilliformes; Anguillidae
Gene: ptpn1
Product: protein tyrosine phosphatase non-receptor type 1
Exons: 10
Coding region: 106-1377 (423 amino acids)
Biological process (GO): peptidyl-tyrosine dephosphorylation; negative regulation of PERK-mediated unfolded protein response; negative regulation of ERK1 and ERK2 cascade
Cellular component (GO): cytoplasm; early endosome; endoplasmic reticulum
Molecular function (GO): protein kinase binding; non-membrane spanning protein tyrosine phosphatase activity
Source: RefSeq, a predicted model, not a curated record